This is a messenger RNA of Hevea brasiliensis (rubber tree), 3201 nucleotides long. Its product is annotated as U-box domain-containing protein 6. Gene Ontology annotation, cellular component: cytoplasm; nucleus. The coding region runs from base 647 to 2980 and encodes 777 amino acids. Lineage: Eukaryota; Viridiplantae; Streptophyta; Magnoliopsida; Malpighiales; Euphorbiaceae. Gene Ontology annotation, molecular function: protein binding; ubiquitin-protein transferase activity. The transcript is spliced from 7 exons. Gene Ontology annotation, biological process: protein ubiquitination. The record is from RefSeq and is a predicted model, not a curated record.
GGCAACUGUCGGCCGGUGAACCGGGGAGACAUAAGAAGCGGCGAAAAUUCCAACACAUCACACACGAUUCAAAUUUUUUUUAAGAUUUCUAAUUUAUCCCCUAAUAAACUAUUAACCUCAAUUAAACCCUAAAAAUGAAUUCUUCUUCUUAUUUUUUUCGAAAAGCCAAAAAUUGAAUUCUGUACUUCCCACCCUACACUCACGGUUAUUUUAAAUUACACCCCCCUUUUCAUUUUUUUUUUCUUUUUAAAUACUAUAUUUCACCCUCCCAAAAAUUCCUAUUUCUUGCUAAUUUUUCCUCUUACUAGUUGUGUUCUUAUUCUUCUCAUUCUCUCAGUAGAAAGCGGCAAGAAAUUCUCUUAUCUUGACAAGAAUCGAUUACUGGGUACUUAAAAAUCUAACCUGGAAUGAGAUGGGAUUGUACAGAGCAUCAAAACCCUAAUAAUUCUUUCUGUUGGAUUGAUUAUUAAGUAUUUCUUGUAAAAUGCUCUUGUAUGAAGCCUCCCUGGCUAACUCCGAUUCUGCCGGCUUUAUAUUUGAUCUGGUUUAGAAUAUCUAGAGGUGACGGAGAUUUCUGGGUGGUCAUGUCUUCGUGAAAAGAUCUUAACUAGUUGUAAUAGAUUUGCAAUAUAAUUUUCAUUGGUAAAUGUGGACUAUGGAAAUCAUUGAAGUUGAAGAAAAUUUAUUUGCAGCAAGUGAUGCUAAGCUACAUGGAGUAAUGUGCAAGGCACUCUCUGUAAUAUAUUGCAAAAUCGUGUCAAUUUUUCCUUCUUUGGAAGCGGCACGACCCAGGAGCAAAUCUGGCAUUCAAGCAUUAUGUUCAUUGCAUAUAGCACUUGAAAAAGCCAAGAAUAUUCUUCAGCAUUGCUCAGAAUGCAGCAAGCUUUAUUUGGCUAUCACUGGAGAUUCUGUUCUUUUAAAAUUUGAAAAGGCAAGAUCUGCUCUUGUAGAUAGUCUUAGGCGUGUUUACGACAUUGUCCCACAAUCUAUUGGAUGCCAGAUUUUGGAGAUUGUAAGUGAAUUGGAGGGCAUUGUGUUCUCACUUGAUCCAUUAGAGAAACAAGUGGGUGAUGAAGUAAUUGCAUUGCUUCAGCAAGGGAGAAAAUUUGAUAACUGUAAUGACAAUAAUGAGCUAGAAUCUUUUCAUCAGGCAGCCACUAAACUUGGUAUUACUUCUUCGAGAGCAGCUCUUGCAGAGAGAAGGGCUCUUAAGAAACUUAUAGAAAGAGCUCGGGUGGAGGAAGACAAGCGGAAGGAAUCAAUUGUGGCUUAUCUCUUACAUCUGAUGAGGAAAUACUCCAAGUUAUUUAGAAGUGAGCUCACAGAUGACAAUGAUUCACAGGGUUCAACACCUUGUUCACCCACAGUUCAGGGUUCUUUUGUGGAUGCUGGUGAUGGCCAUGCCUUUGAGCGACAGUUGUCGAAGCUUAGUUCUUUCAAUUUCAAGCCAAACAAUAGGAAAUCUGACCAGAUAGCUGUUCCUCCAGAAGAAUUAAGGUGUCCAAUAUCAUUGCAGCUAAUGUAUGAUCCAGUAAUCAUUGCAUCUGGACAAACAUACGAGAGGAUCUGCAUUGAGAAAUGGUUCAGUGAUGGGCAUGACACCUGCCCAAAGACUCAACAGAAGCUCUCUCAUCUGUGUUUGACUCCUAAUUAUUGUGUCAAGGGUCUUGUCACUAGUUGGUGUGAACAGAAUGGAGUUCCAGUCCCUGAUGGCCCCCCAGAUUCUCUUGAUCUCAACUACUUUAGGCUGUCAUUAUUUCAGUCAGAGAAUGCAAAUUCAAGAUCAGUGAACAGCAUCAGCUCUGACAAAUUGCAAGGGAUGAAGGUAGUUCCUUUAGAGGAGAGUGGUACCAUUGAGGAGGCUGAACAACAUGAAAUGGAAAGUUCAACUCCAGAGGAGGAAAAAUCUCCACAGGAAGAAGACGUUACGCAUGAUAUGUUUCAAAGGUACCAGAAUUUUUUGAACAUCUUAAAUGAAGAGAAAGACUUGAGGAAAAAGUGCAAGGUAGUAGAAAAAAUAAGGGUUCUGCUAAAAGAUGAUGAGGAGGCCAGGAUUUGUAUGGGGGCUAAUGGGUUUGUUGAAGAACUGUUGCAGUUCCUGGAGUCAGCUGUGCAUGCAAGGGAUGCAGUGGCUCAGGAAAGUGGAGCUAUGGCUCUCUUUAACCUUGCUGUCAACAAUAACAGAAACAAGGAAAUGAUGCUGGCUGCAGGUGUUAUCCCAUUGCUGGAGAUGAUGAUCUCCAACUCUGAUUCCCAUGGAUCAGCAACAGCCCUCUAUUUGAAUCUCUCCUGCCAUGAAGAUGCAAAGUCCAUAAUUGGCUCAAGUCAGGCUGUUCCCUUUUUAGUCCAGAUUCUUCAAGGUGAAGCUGAACCUCAAUGCAAGAUGGAUGCCCUCCAUACCCUAUAUAAUCUCUCCUCCAAGGCCUCCCAUAUUCUGAGCCUCCUUUCUGCUGGCAUCAUCAGUGGCCUCCAAUGUCUUCUUGCAGCCCCUGGAGACCUUGAGUGGACGGAAAAAUCCAUAGCAGUGUUGAUAAAUUUAGCUUCAAGUAAAUCAGGAAAAGAUGAAAUGGUCGCAGCCCCUGGCCUUAUUAGUGGGCUAGCAACAAUAUUGGACACGGGUGAACCCAUUGAGCAGGAGCAAGCUGCCUCAUGCCUUUACAUUUUGUGCAACGGCAGUGAAAAGUGCAGUCAAAUGGUCCUUCAAGAAGGGGUUAUACCUGCAUUGGUCUCUAUCUCAGUAAAUGGUACCACAAGAGGGAAAGAUAAGGCACAGAAACUUCUAAUGCUAUUCCGGGAGCAACGGCAACGGGAUCAACCUCAACCACCUGCUGAGGUGCGCUUUCAACGGGCUGAAAGUAGUUCCAAGGCAAUGCCAAGUCAGGAAUCAAAGCCACUAUGUAAAUCGGUCUCCAGGAGGAGGAUGGGGAAAGCUUUAAGCUUUUUUUGGAAGAGCAAGAGCUAUUCGGUUUACCAGUGUUAAACUUGGUCUUGUAAAUUUCCAUUGUAUCUUCUUUUUCUUUUUUUUCUUUUGUCCUGUCUCCAUGGGUAUUCUAAUUUUGUCGUCAUAGAGAAGAAGAGAUGUACAGGCCCAUGUAAGUUCUGGAUUUUUUUUUCCUCUUUUUGUGCCUUCCCUCUUUUAAGGUAGGAAACACGUGUACUGUGUAUGUCAUUGUAAGUGAAGCUCGAGUAGAUUAGCUUUCA